GCCACAUCGUGGUGGGACGGGGGGGGGGGUCCUAAUCUCUGGAUUCCAGAUAGUCCGAUAGGACUGCUCUCACUGCGGCAUUAGAAUAUACUUGACAGUACGAAGCAGAGCAGGAGAAUCUAGCAAUGGCGGUUGUGCCCACUUCACUCGGCGGCGGAGCCGUUUCUAGCCACAUGACACACUUCUCCGGCCUACGUAGAUCCUUCCUCAAGCUUGACAGCUCAAACUCCGACUCAACUCACUCGUUGUUUCGUGACGUCAAUUCGCAUCUCCGUCUCGUCUCCUCGAACAAAGGCUGCCGCGGCGUUGUUACUAUGUCUGGCUCCGGCAAGUUCUUUGUUGGUGGGAAUUGGAAAUGUAAUGGGACAGGAGACUCCAUUAGCAAGCUUGUUUCUGACUUAAACAGUGCAAUAUUAGAAUCUGAUGUUGAUGUUGUUGUAGCACCUCCAUUUGUCUAUAUUGACCAAGUAAAGAACUCAUUGUCUGAUAGGAUAGAAAUAGCUGCUCAGAAUUGUUGGACUGGGAAAGGUGGUGCUUUUACUGGAGAGAUCAGUGUGGAACAAUUGAAAGACCUUGGUUGCAAGUGGGUUGUUCUGGGACAUUCUGAGCGGAGACAUAUAAUUGGAGAAGAUGAUCAAUUCAUUGGGAAGAAGGCUGCAUAUGCCUUGAGCGAGGGUCUAGGGGUAAUAGCCUGCAUAGGCGAGUUACUAGAAGAAAGAGAAGCUGGAAAGACUUUUGACGUUUGUUUCCAGCAGUUGAAGGCUUUUGCUGAUGCUGUUCCAAGCUGGGAUAAAGUUGUCAUUGCUUAUGAGCCUGUAUGGGCUAUUGGAACUGGUAAAGUGGCCACACCAGAGCAGGCUCAGGAAGUGCAUGUAGCUGUUCGGGACUGGCUAAAUAAGAAUGUAUCGGCAGAUGUUUCUUCUAAAACACGUAUUAUUUAUGGAGGUUCGGUGAACGGGGGCAACUGUGCUGAGCUCGCAAAACAAGAAGAUAUUGAUGGAUUUCUUGUGGGUGGUGCUUCACUUAAGGGUCCUGAAUUUGCCACCAUUAUUAACUCUGUAACUUCCAAGAAGGUCCCUGCAUGAUUUUUUGGAUCAGCACAAGGAAUGGCUCUGAGAAUCAAUUCUAGCGGAACUAUGCUAACAGCCAUCCCCUUCAUGUUAGGCCACCACUUCUCUUGUCCUCAAUUAAACAUCUGAAGUGUGUCAUUUUCAUUUCAUCUGUUUGAUCAACCUGGGAUCCCCGUUAUGUAGCAUAUAUAUGCACUUCAAUACUAGGCUUAACUUUGUUAGGGCUUGAGCUGAAAAUUUUAUCACGAUUUGUAACGUUAUCUCCUUUUGUCCGAAUAUCAUUCAGAUAAAACGAGGUGCGCCUCCCCAAUUUUGAAAUGGUCGAGUGAAUUUCUAUUAUUUCUAAAAGAAGGUAGACCCUAGUUUUAUUUCAGAAGUUGUGCUUUUGGCUAAGAAUAACCAGAAGUCAUGUAUGCCUCAUUCCUAUAUGGUGAUUUUACAUCUGCCUCAAGGUGUGUCGCACUUACUCCACUGAACAAAAAUCCAUGUGUAGGCAUUGUGUUCUCCAAGACCCCAACUUUUUUUCUGCAUAAGAGAAAUUUCCAUGUCAGAUCAUUGUCACUCCUUUUAUCCUAUCAUGACUCAAAUUCAUUAGAGCUCUGACUAAAUAUUGGAAUCCACAUCUUGAGUAAACUGCAAUUCAACCGUAAAGCAGAUUGAGAAGAAUCCACACUCAAAGCAUAUAUGCUCUACCCAUCUUCCUACUAAAGCAAUUUCCACCUUUCCCCUCCUAUAUGUGCAUACCAUUCAUCACGAUUCUGAAACCAGAGGAGAAUAGAAAGUGUUGGGAAACAAUAGAAAUGGGUUGGGUUUACACCAGAAAAAGAGGCCCAGAAUGGAAACAAGGCUGGACAGACCAAACCUUGUCAUCCAUCUCUGCACCUCCUCUUCCUCUAAUGGCCAUUUUCACCAUCGUCAUCUUCUUGUUAUCUCUGUCUAACUACAAUGCAUACAAGGAGCAAAUGCAUUACACCAUGAUCAACUUCAAGAUUCUACUAUUCUUGGUGCCCGUUUUGCUCAUCUUUUUCAUGCACUCGAGCUUACUCAACUCUGGGGGGCGGCUCAACUUCCGGUCUUCUUCACCGGUCAGGCAGCAGGUGAGGCAGGAGUUGGUUCGUGGGAUUUCAGGAUUCCCAUGGGCGGUGGCGGUUUUGGUGGCAGUGCUGCUCGUGCUGGUCUCUUACCAGUCAUCAUUUCAAUCCAAGUGAUUUCCCAUUGCCAGAUCUGAUUAGCGUGAAAAAUUCUUAUGUAAGUUGGAUGUGUAUGAAUUCUAUGGCUGUAAUGUGGCCUAAUGCAGUUAGUUUGAUGAGAUGAAAUCAUUUUAAUUACUGA
Messenger RNA from Sesamum indicum (sesame), 2402 nucleotides. RefSeq names its product triosephosphate isomerase, chloroplastic. Gene Ontology annotation, molecular function: triose-phosphate isomerase activity. Gene Ontology annotation, biological process: glycerol catabolic process; glycolytic process; glyceraldehyde-3-phosphate biosynthetic process. NCBI's taxonomy places the organism in Eukaryota, Viridiplantae, Streptophyta, Magnoliopsida, Lamiales, Pedaliaceae. Gene Ontology annotation, cellular component: cytosol. The record is from RefSeq and is a predicted model, not a curated record.